AUGACGCUGAACUCAAACUUGCCCAGCAUCUUGUCUGCCGUGCUUCCGACCAGCUUCAUCGGCCUGGUCGGUUCGCUCAUCGGUGCUCUCUUCGCCUACCAGGCAUACUACUGCAUCUACAACUACUUCUUCCACAAGCUCCGCAGUUUCCCAGGACCGAUAGGAUGUGCCGUCAGCAAGUUCCCCGUCCUCUACCACAUGUGGACGGGGGAUCUCCCACAAUGGCAGAACGCCCUGCACCAGAAGUACGGCGACGUCGUCCGCUACAGCCCCAAUGAACUCACCUUCUCCGGCGCCGACAGUCUCCGCGAUAUCCACGGCCACCGGGUGGGAUCGCACACCUUGGAAAAGGACCCUCGCUUCUACAAGAAUCCGGUCCGGGGCUCAGCGGUCGCCAUGACCUCCGCCAACUACGCCGACCACUCUCGCAUGCGCCGCGUCUUCUCCAAUGCCUUCUCCGACCGCGCGCUCAAGCUGCAGGAGCCGAUGUUCCUCAGAUACGUCGACCAGCUCGUGGCCAACCUCCGCCGGGGCUGCGCGCAAGACCCGGCCCGCAAAUGGAACAUGGUCCGGAUGUACAACUUCACGACCUUCGACGUCAUGGGCGACCUGACGUUCGGCGAUCCGCUCGGCAUGCUGGACAACGACGACUACCACCCGUGGGUCGCGACGAUCUUCCAGAGCAUCAAAUUCGGCAGCCUGAUCCACAUGAUGCGAUACUUCCCCGCCUUUGAAGAUUUCCUCUUCCGCGUCGUCCUGCCCCGCUUCGCCGCGGCGCGCAAAGGCAUGCAGGACCACAAGAACUUCACCAGCGAGCGAGUCGACAAACGUCUACACAAAAAGGACGCGCGCCCGGACAUCUGGGGCCUGGUGCUCCAGCGCGACGGCAGCGAAUCCGGCCUGACCCGCCACGAGAUGUACGAGAACGCCAGCGUGCUGAUGGUCGCCGGCACCGAGACCACGGCGACCCUGCUCUCCGGCCUGACCUACUACCUCCUGAAGAACCCCGAGCAGAUGAAGCGCCUGACCGACGAGAUCCGCUCCACGUUCCAGCACGAGUCGGACAUCACCAUCGAGAGGCUGCAGGCGAUGAAGUACGUGCACGCCUGCCUCGAGGAGGGCCUCCGCAUGUAUCCGCCCGUGCCCAACGGCCUGCCGCGGCUGACGCCCGAGGGCGAGACGACCACCAUCGACGGGAAAGCCAUCCCGGGCGGCGUCGGCGUCAUGGCCACCCACCUCGCCGUCUACCGCAACCCGGACAACUUCAAGAACCCGGAGACCUUCGCGCCCGAGCGGUGGCUGCCGGAGGAGAAGCAGUACGCGGGCGACAAGAAGCAGAGUUUCCAACCGUUCAGCCUGGGGCCUCGGGGAUGUCUCGGGAAGAACAUGGCAUACCACGAAAUGCGUCUGAUCCUGGUCAAGGUCCUGUACAACUUCGACCUCGAGUUAUGCGAGGAGAGCGACGACUGGGCCGACCAGAACGUCUUCAUCCUCUGGGAGAAGAAGGAUCUGAUGGUGCGCAUCAAGCCCGUCCAGGCCUGAGCCGGGGGAUGUAGGGGAUUAUCGGCUACCUACAGUAGUGAGGCAGUGAUGGAAAAUGUACUCAUGAAUGUGAACCAGACGUGUGAUGAGCCUUUCCUUUGCUUUCCAUGCGGCGCUGCGCACGGUUUUAUCAGCCUCGGGACGACAUCUCUUCCUACCGCAUCUCCACCGACGCAACAAGGAACAAUGACCGGGGGAAAAAUGUAAGCCACAUGAUAAUGUUCGCAAACAGCAGUCGGUGAUUGCAUGCGAUCUUCGAAAAUUGUCCCUCUCCUCGACCAAGAGAUCGGCAAAAACCUUCGAUUUCUAAAGGGCUGACCGCUGGAGAGAGCAUGGCAUCGCUGUCGCGUAGCUGUUGACAUGCCCCAGCGCGACGCAACCAAGCGAAAUGGCUCAUGGUACCACACUGUGAUG
Messenger RNA from Dissoconium aciculare CBS 342.82, 1956 nucleotides. Its product is annotated as cytochrome P450. The transcript is spliced from 3 exons. Lineage: Eukaryota; Fungi; Ascomycota; Dothideomycetes; Mycosphaerellales; Dissoconiaceae. Bases 1 to 1542 code for a protein of 513 amino acids. The record is from RefSeq and is a predicted model, not a curated record. Gene Ontology annotation, molecular function: iron ion binding; oxidoreductase activity, acting on paired donors, with incorporation or reduction of molecular oxygen; monooxygenase activity.